This is a messenger RNA of Physella acuta, 2248 nucleotides long. RefSeq names its product procathepsin L. Gene Ontology annotation, molecular function: cysteine-type peptidase activity. The record is from RefSeq and is a predicted model, not a curated record. Gene Ontology annotation, biological process: proteolysis. NCBI's taxonomy places the organism in Eukaryota, Metazoa, Mollusca, Gastropoda, Physidae.
GCAGUGGGUUAGAUCAACGGGUUUUCCAAUUUGAUUUGUCACCAUUUAACUUGACCUUGUAGUGGUUGCAUUUCAGUUUCCAAGAACUUAGGUAACCUACUUUAAAAUUGAAAGUAAUAUAACGACAACGAUUGGAUAAACUCGACUGAAUGAGAAUUUCAGACUAGCGUUAGGCGUAUCUAGUUUUCACCGAUUCCAGAAUCCAGUAGUGUGUUCAUUUAACUCAGUUUGUGGAGCAGCUUGAUUUAAUUUCUUUAGAAAAACAUCGUCUCAAACAGUCUUUUAGUGUCACUACAAGCAAGAAGGACACUUGAAGACGAUCUCGAGAGCGCCCCUCUGCGUUCCUGACACUUGGGUGGUCACCGAAUUGUUUACGGAUUUACAAUGAAUACCGCAUGUCUCCUGCUAGCUGCAUGUCUAGCUAUGGCUGCAGCUACGACACAAGAAAGAUGGGAGCUGUACAAACAAAAACACAACAAAAACUACCCGGAACAUUUGGAGCGUAUCAAGAGAGAGAUCUGGAGAUCAAACGUGGAACUUAUAGAAAAACAUAACGCGAGGUUUGCUCGUUCUUUGGAGAACUACACAUUAGGCGAGAACCAGUUUACUGAUGAGGACCCUUCGAUUUUAUACCAAGAUAACGAUUUCUACGAAGAAGAUGAACCAACACACUGUUCCAUGGUUUUCAAAAGAACACCAAAUAUCACAUUGCCGGAAGCCGUUGAUUGGCGCCCAAAGGGUUACGUCACACCUGUCAAGAACCAGGAACUAUGUGGAUCCUGCUGGGCAUUUUCAGCAGUGGGGUCACUUGAGGGUCAGCACUAUAAAGCCACGGGGAAGUUGGUCAACCUGUCGGAGUCCAAUCUUGUUGACUGCUCAGCUGAAUGGGGUAACGAUGGAUGUGAAGGAGGCAAUAUCGACCAGGCUUUCAGAUACAUAAUCGAUAACAAGGGCAUUAACACGGCUGAUUCAUAUCCUUAUACACCGAAGCAAGGACUAUGCAAAUUCAGCAAGAACUCUAUUGGAGCCACCAUGACAGGUUAUGCCUGCCUGCCUGCUGGAGACGAGGACGCUCUGAAAGAAGCGGUUGCUACGGUCGGGCCUGUCAGUGUGGCAAUAGAUUCAAGACCUCUUGAGUUUAAAUCCUACAAGUUUGGUGUGUUAUACUCGGCAUCUUGUAGUUCUACACGCCUGACACACGCCGUUCUUGUAGUAGGCUACGGCCGUUCGAAUGGCAUGGACUACUGGAUUGUCAAAAACAGUUGGGGCACCGGAUGGGGCGAUUCCGGCUACGUGUUGAUGUCCAGGAACAGGAACAAUAACUGUGGGAUCGCCACACAAGCCUUCUACCCAGUUGCAGGCGGCAAUACAGCUUUAGGCGAUACAGGAAACGCUGCCGUGCUCAAUGAAACAAACCUCAGAAUUUUACUUCUAGCUUUACUACUUGCAUACAGAAGCAUAGUGUUUAUUUUUUAAUCAUAUAACUUACCAGUGAAUAUAUAAAAAAUGGGUUUGUAUAAUAAAUUUAGUGCCCAUUAGUAGCAUUUGAUGUAGUGUUGGUGUAUUGCAAGGUAUCAAUUAAUGGGAGUAGUAAAGCAUUUAAAUGCAUCUUGCUUAACAAAUAGGAAAAAACUGACCAAGAUGUACAUCUUCAUUUACUUUAUGGUGUUUUUAAUUACUCUCUGAAGAAUUUUUAUUUGGGUCAUUUUUUUAAUUAUUUCACAGUCUUAACUAUUUGAAUAAUUUUUGGUUACGUUUUGUUUUUAUUUGACAUUAAAAUAAUAAAAAGUGAUAGUGGAAUAUAACGGUGAUCUUAAUUAAACUCAUUUGUUGGUUUGUUUUUGUAAGUUGUAAGUUUUUUUGGGUUACUAGUAUAGCUCUCUACCGCUAGGCCAUGCCGUCCCAUACAUCGUGGCAUGAUCGCAUAAAAAUUGUUACUAUUUAAACUGUUAUUACUGUAUUGAUUAUUAUUUAAUUACAGCUUUCUUCCCCAAUUAGGUGAGUAAAUUACUUAGUAACAGCUUUAAAUUUAAAUUCCCUCUCUUCAGCGUUUGGAGAAAUAUUUUUAGUAAUUUAGUUAUUUAUUUUACCUUUCAUCUAAUGUUAGAAAGCAUCGUACAGAGAUAUAUAAAAUAUUACUGCACUUUGUUUUUCUGUAUUCUUGUUUCUGCUGCUUAUUUUUUUAAAAGAGGCUGACAUAAAAGACUUACAAGUAUUUGAAAUUAUUUUAAAUAAAGAUGCUACAAGC